AUGCCGCCGAAACAACAGAAAAGCAAAAAAGAGCCGGAAAGUGUGCAGAAAUUGUUGGAAGCAUUGCAAUUGGCGCAGGUUUGUGAGAAUGGGAUCAUCUCAUGAGAUUUUGAGCUAAAAAAUAUGCAUUUUUGAGCAAAAAUGAGCCCAGGAGCUUGGAAAUUUGUUAUAUUUGAUCCUGGAAUUAUUGGGUUUUGAAUAAAGAUAUCUUAUUUAAUCUGUGAAUCACUUUAUUAGAUUUCAAACAAAAAAUGCGCCUGGAAUUUCAAAAUUUGUAGUCAUUUUUGCCCAAAAACUAUUGAAUUUGAAAUUUUCUCCUGAACUUCCCCUAAAAAUCAAUUAUUUUCCAGUCAAAAACUUCAUCUUCCACUUCCUCCGAUCAACCAAGUUCGUCUAACUCACAAUCAGCUUCAGCUUCUGCCUCAAAUCCGGAAUUCAAAAAGAAACCGAAUCCCAAUAAAAAAUAUCCACAAAAUAUUGCACCACAAAAUCAACCAAAAACUGGAGGAAUUUACAAGAAAAGUGUGGCGGCCAGAAUGCAGGAAAAUGUGGAAAAAACUAGUGGAAAUAGCACAUCAAAAAGGCAAAGAACAACAUCGAAGGUAAGGAUUUUUGAGGGGAAAUUUGACUAGAAAACUGAAAUUUUGACUGGAAAAAUAUUUACUGUUUCAAAAAAUAUUAAAAUUUUUAUGUGGAUUUUUCAAAACAUUGAAAGAUUGGACUGAGAUUCUUUUAAAAAUUCAGGAUUUUUUUAAAGAAUCUAAUUUUCAAAUAGAACAUUUAUCUGAAAAUCCGAAAAUUAAUUUUUUCAAUUUUUCUUCACAAAAAAAUUGAAAAAAUUCACUGUUUCAAAAAGUCUUUAAUUUUUUUGUGGUUUUUUCAAAACAUUCAACAUCUACUUCUCAUUCUAAAAAAAUCUUCUGGAAUUUUUUUUAAAAAGAAUCUAAUUUUCAAAUUGAACUUUAUCUGAUAAUCCGAAAAAAAAACAAUUUUUUUCUUUUAAAAAAAUUUGAAAAAAUUCACUGUUUCAAAAAAUCCUUUAAUUUUGUAUGUGAAUUUUUCCAAACAUCAAAAUAUUGUACCUACCAUUAUCUUUUAAAACUUCUGGAUAUUUUUUUUGAAGAACCUAAUUUUCAAAUUGAACAUUUAUCUAGAAAUCUGAAAAAAAAAGAAUUUUUUUCUUUAAAAAAAUUUGAAAAAAUUCACUGUUUCAAAAAUGUUUUGAAUUUUUAAAUUUUGAAACAUUUUGAUAAAUGAGCUAGUAAAUCUGAAAAUUGAUAAAAAAUAAGAAAUUUCGACUGAAAAUGAGCUUUAAAAAUCUGAAAAACCAUUCCAAAAUUUCCAGAACACACCAAUCGCCGUCUCCAAUUCUCAAACGCCUCAAACACCCCAACAUCCAAAUCCCAACCCAAAUCAAUACAAAGGUCCUCGAAUUCCGCAAGACAUUCUCGACGAAAUCGAAUUCCGCUUCAUCUCAAACAUGCCGCAAGCGGAAAAACACAACAAAAUCCGCAUAAGUUUCCAAAUCGAAUUGGCUCAUUGGUUCUACAUUGAUCAUAUCUACGAUUCCACUGAUCGCAAAGAUGUUCCGAAUAUCGGAAUCCGCGACUUCUUCCGCGCCCUCUUUUUGCAUUGCCAAGAGCUCCGGAAAUACGCGCGGAAUGUGGAAGAGAUCAUUGCGGAAUGGCGCGAAUAUAAAUCAACUGUGCCAACUUAUGGUGCAAUUAUGUUGGAUGAAUCAAUGCAAAAUGUAUUGCUAGUGCAAAGUUAUUUUGCCAAGGGAAAUUCUUGGGGAUUCCCAAAAGGAAAAGUGAAUCAAAAUGAGGAUCCAAGGGAUUGUGCAAUUCGAGAGACUUUAGAAGAAACUGGAUUUGAUUUUGGCACAAUUUCCAACACGGAAAAGAAAGUGCAAAAAUUCAUCAAUGACACGAUGGUUCGAUUAUAUAUUGUGAAAAAUACACCGAAAGAUUACGCGUUUGGUCCGCUUACGCGGAAAGAGAUCCGGAAAAUUGAGUGGUUUAAAAUAGCGGAUCUUCCCACUGAUAAAGGAGAUAUUGUUCCGCAUUUGAAAGGAUAUAAUUUCUUCAUGGUUAUUCCGUUUGUGAAUGAUAUUCGAAAAUAUGUGGAAAAAGAGUUGGCGAAGGCGAAAAAGGCGGUGAAGAAUGCGGAAGUUCCCAAGAUCUUCUCGCAACUUUUUCCAACUUCCACAACUCCGGCAAAGAAAGCGAUUCCGGGGAGCGCGGAAGCGGAAAAUUCUGUGGAUGAUGUGCUGAAGACGCCUGUUUUGAAAAGGUGGGUUUUUUUGGGGAAUUUUUGGCUGAAAAAUCGAUGAUUUUAGGCUGAAAUUCUGAAUUUUUUGUUGAAAAGUCGAGAAAUUUAAUGAAAAAGUUGCAGAUUAACCAGCGAGGAACUAUUCCAAUCGUUCCGCAAACCCCUUCCGGAACCAUCGGCUUCCGGAAUCUCCCGUCCAACUCUUCCCGAUAUUUCGCCCGAAGUUGAUGGCGUCGAUUCGCUGGCCACUUUGGGACAAUGUACACCAUUAAAACCGCCCGAAAAUCCCACACAAUUUCCGUCAACUCAAGGAGCUCCGUCGGAAAAUUGCCCGAUUAUUCAUGAAGAAGUGGAUCAGCGACUUGGAUUCAAAAGAGAAUUGUUUCAGAAUUUCUUUAAAGUUGAUGGACCGGAAGGAUUGAAGGAUUUGAUUGGUGAGUUGGGUUUUUGGGUGAAAAAAUGAAGAAAAUUAUGGAUUUUGAGCCAAAAAUGAGCAUUUUUAAUGAAUUUCGAGCAAAAUUACUAACAUGAGCAAUGCCUGAGAAAUUAUAGUAAUUUAUGAGCAAAAACGUGCCCACUGAAAUUUUCAAAAAAAAAAAUUAACAUGAGAAAUCUGGUGAUCCCAAAUUUCCACGUCAUAACCUUCCACUUUUCCAGGAGCCGCAACAUCUUGGCUAGAUAAGGUUGACUGUGUCAACACUGUCAUGCACCCACCGCUCCCUAGUUUGACACCCAAAAAUCCUGCUGCCACGUCAUCAUCGCCACCACAAACCCCGCCAUCCACGUCAUCAAAUCGAUCACUCAAACAUCUGAUCGGCAAACCAAUUCAACCGCAAGCCAUCUUUCCGCCUGCGGCUUCCGCUUCCGAAAUGGGAAGCGCGGAACAACCGAAACGAAGUUCGCGAAUUAGCCUAAGUGAUAAUUCGGCGUUCACUGCGAUUCCGAAGCAAGGAAGUUCGAAUGCGAGAAUUACGGCACCGCCGCCCAAUUUUGAUCAUCAGAUUUUCAAUUUGGUCACAUCUCCCGUUUCGAGUGGAUUGAGAAGUGCUCAAGGUGAGAGUUUUGGGGGAAAAUCCGGGUUUCGGACCAAAAAUUUCGAAAUUUAUGUGAAAAAUUGAUCUAGGAGAAAUUUACUGAAAACUUUACUGUUUCAAAAUUUUCAGAAAUUAUUUCCGAAUUUUUGAAAUUUUGAUUAGAUUUUCCUAUCUGAAAAAAUAUUCACAAAUUAUAGCAACUGUAAAAAGUCUUACGAUAGAAAUCUGUUUUUUUUUCAAAAACCCUGGGAAAAGUACGUUUCAAAAUUUCUCUUUAAAUUUUUUCCAAAUUUUUUUUUCAAUGAUGGUAAAUAUCUUGACCGUAUUCUAAAAAAUUUCCAUAAAAAAUUUCCCGAAAAAAAUACGUUCCAAAGUAUUCAGAAAUAAAUUUUCGAAUUUUAAAAAUUUCGAUAUAUCAGUAGAGAUUCAAUCCCUGAAAAAAAGUGUUUUUAAAAGCUUUGAGGCCAGAAAUCUACUUGGCAAAAGAAUGACGUCAAAAUCUGAACAAAAAUAAUUUUUAAAAAUUUCACUGUUUCAAAAAAUUUAUGUUUUUUCUUGUCAUUGUUAUUUGUAUUAUGUGUGUUUAAUUUUUGCGCCAGAAAUCCACGUGGAAAAAGCACACUAAUUUUAGCCUCAUUUUUACUGUUUUGUUUUUCAGGUGCCAGCGUUAUACGCCGCGACCCCUCUAGCUUAGCUAGAGGAGGUCGGGCAUAUACUUUAUGCUUUUUCCUAAAGUUUAGUUAGAUAUAACCUCGAGUUCUUGAUUAAGCAUAGUUUAUUAUAGAUAAGGAUAAAGAUAAUUACAGUAAUUAGAUAUAAAGAUACAAGAUUCUACUAAUGAAACUUAAUUAGAAAAGGGACCUAUGGUCCCCUUCACCUAGCCAUCUCCUCAACCCAACUCUCCUCCUCUUCUUCUCCAUCACCAACGCGCGAGGGGGCGUGGCCUGAUGGUGACCGUAACAUCCCCCCUUCCUAUGAGUCGAGCGCCCUCGCUCGAAAUAACUUGCUUCGACCACUGUUGCUUGAUUGAAUGUUGUUGAUUGAUUGAGCAUUGUUGAUGAAUUCGCUCCUUUAUAGUGAUGUCGAUUCCUUGAUGUUCCAAAAAAAAAAAUUGUGCCAGAUAUUUUCAAUGUUGGCAUGUCCAUGAUGAGUUCCGGAAAAGAAAUGUGUCCGCUUGUUUGAAUUAGUGGUGUUGUUGUGUGCAUCAUAAAUGUUGUGCAUCUUUUCGAGGGCUGUUUUGCUGUCCCAUUGAGAGGAAUGGUUCCAGCGUGCGUUGGGUGUUUUCUCUUUUCUUUUCGGGCAGUUGGUUCAAAAAUCUGAUUCGGCGAAGAGUUCCAUAGGAGUCCUUGAUACUGAAAAAUAAAGUAAGGAAUAAAUAAAUAAUUGGGUGGGUUUUCCUAACCUACUACUACAGCAGAUUCAGACUCAAAAAAUUUAAUAUUAAAACGUAAAACUUAGAAAAAAAAUUGAAAGAAAAUUUUGAUUUAACUUAGAAAUUAGGAUAAUUGAAAUUUGGAAUUGAGUUAAUUAUAUUUGAAAGUUAUUGUUGGAAUAUUACUAGCUUAAUUAAUUGAGUAUAAUGAUUUUCGAGAAUAAUUUUUAAAAGAAUUUGACUGAAAUAAAAAAGGUGAAUGAACAAAAAAAAAUCCAUCAUUCCAUAUGUUUGACACGUAGUCUUUGUGAUCUUCUGGGUUGUGUUAUGUUGGGCUGCUUCUCCACUAUCUCUUGAUCAACAUCUUCCACCAUGUGCUCCUCUUCCGAUUCUUCCGACUCAUUUCUUGCAAGCCAUGUGUGGACUGAUCUUGGUGAUAGCAUGUGGCGUUGAGUUGAUUGCGAAGAUUAUGAAAGGCAACUUUUCAUCCCAAUCGGAUUGA
This is a messenger RNA of Caenorhabditis angaria, 5179 nucleotides long. NCBI's taxonomy places the organism in Eukaryota, Metazoa, Nematoda, Chromadorea, Rhabditida, Rhabditidae. The record is from the annotation of a GenBank genome assembly.